This is a messenger RNA of Chaetomium strumarium, 1269 nucleotides long. RefSeq names its product Alpha/Beta hydrolase protein. NCBI's taxonomy places the organism in Eukaryota, Fungi, Ascomycota, Sordariomycetes, Sordariales, Chaetomiaceae. The transcript has 7 exons. Gene Ontology annotation, biological process: medium-chain fatty acid biosynthetic process; medium-chain fatty acid catabolic process. Gene Ontology annotation, molecular function: monoacylglycerol lipase activity; acetylesterase activity. Bases 1 to 1269 code for a protein of 422 amino acids. The record is from RefSeq and is a predicted model, not a curated record.
AUGGACUGGUUCGGCCGGGCGAAAAUCGCCUUCACUCAUUCUCCUUCGCCGUUGACGUUGCAGAGAAGAGAUGGCAGCGUAACGGAUUUGUUGAAGGUCUGCGAAGCGACCACUCCUUCUUGCCAACUCAACCCGUUGCUCUUCAAUGGCGAUGUCCAGACUAUGUGGACUGCCGUCAAGGACCAUGGCCCGCCCAUCUACUACCGGAGGAAGAUAUUCAACGCAGAUCACAAGACUUACACCGGCACCUUCUCCGUCGACUUUGCGGUAGACCCGCACCAAGACGUGGACGAAUCGCUUCCUCCAAGGACCGCCUUCUUCUCGGAGGAGCAAUUCGCCAACAUCGGUUCGCAGGACAGCCGGCCUAUGCUGGUCGUGCUUCACGGUCUAUCCGGUGGCUCGCACGAGGUCUACCUCCGGCACGCUAUUGCGCCUCUUGUCAUGGACGGGGACGACUGGGAGGUGUGUGUUGUCAACGCUCGUGGGUGCGCCAACAGCAAGGUUACGAGUGGAGUUCUCUUCAACGCAAGGGCGACCUGGGACGUUCGACAGGUGAUAAACUGGGCGAGAGUCACUUUCCCCAAUCGCCCUCUGUUCGGCGUUGGCUUCUCGCUCGGUGCGAACAUCCUGACUAAUUAUGUGGGCGAAGAGGGUGCGAAUUGCCCGCUGAAAGCGGCCAUCGCUGUGGGCAACCCAUUCGACCUGGAAAUAGCCAACAAAGCUCUCCAGCGGACAGCCCUGGGCAGGCUGUAUUCGCGCGUAAUGGGGUCGAACAUGAAGCGGCUCAUCAACACGCACAAGGACGCAGUGCUGAAGCACACAAACCUUGACUUCGACAAGAUACAAACGGUGACGUAUCUGCACGAGUUUGACCGGGAGGUUCAGACCGUGACAUGGGGCUAUCCCACAGAGAACGCAUACUACCGCGAUGCCUCAUCUUCAGACGCGGUUCUAGCAAUUAGGAUUCCCUUCCUUGCGAUAUCUGCUCUGGACGACCCGAUCGCUGUUCGCGAAGCGAUCCCCUUCCAAGAAUUCACGCAGAACCCAUACACGGUUCUCCUGACGACAUCUCUAGGCGGGCACCUUUCAUGGUUUGAGAUGGGUGGGGGAAGAUGGCACGCUCGACCGAUCUGCAGUUUCCUUAAGCAUAUGGCUACCGAGAUCAACCUCGACUCCAUCAGCCCGAACAUCAAUGGGAACCAGACACAAACCCAGUUCAAGACGGACUUCAACCCCAUGAGGCGGAAACUGCAGAUCCUCAGUGAUUGA